AUGACAGUAUCAACAUUUAGAUCAAAUGUUGAAACAUUUGGAAGGUUAUCUCGAAGAAAGAAGUCACUCCGUAUGUUAGAGGAGGAGAUGGACAAACCCAUCGUCAUCGAUGGAAACGGUCAGAAGCUAAAGAGAUGUCUGAGUGUAUUGGAUCUACUGGCUUUUGGAGUUGGUGCAAUCAUUGGAUCCGGAAUUUUCGUGUUGACAGGUGUUGCCGCCAAAGAAAAAGCGGGACCUGCCAUUGUCCUUUCCUAUGUAGUUUCUGGAUUUGCAUGUGCUCUCUCAGGUCUCAGUUAUGCCGAGUUUGCCACUAGAGUACCGAGUUCCGGUUCCACUUAUUCCUACUCCUAUAUUGUAGUCGGAGAAUUGGUCGCCUGGAUCAUCGGUUGGGAUUUAACAUUGGAGUACAUGAUAGCAAGUGCGACUGUAGCGCGUGGAUGGAGCGGGUAUCUCUCAUCGAUUAUCACAGCGGGUGGCGGAUACUUGCCGCAUCCAUUUAAUCCCAUCUCUCUGGCAAGUGGUUUCUCAUUGGAUCUAAUUGCAUUCCUAUCGGUAGUGCUGCUGACGUUGGUCACUGCUUUCGGAAUGAAAGAAUCAGCACGAUUCAACAAGAUAUUCGUCGCCAUUAAAGUUGCCAUUGUCCUGUUUGUCAUUAUUGUUGGAUCAUUCUACACCGACACCAAGAACUGGGACAACUUUACACCAUUUGGUGCCAAGGGUAUCUUCAACGCCGCAGCUAUCACCUUCUUUGCCUAUCUGGGAUUCGACGGAGUUUGUAACGUAGCUGAAGAAGUAAAGAAUCCACAACGUGAUCUUCCAAUCGGUAUUCUUGGAUCACUUGGUAUUUCAACUGUUUUAUAUGUUGGAGUAGCAAUUGUUUUAACUCUUAUGGUUCCAUAUACAAAUAUGGAUGUAAAUGCACCUGUUUCUCAAGCAUUUGGAGAUCAUGGAUUGAAAUGGGCGGAAAUCAUUGUGAGUAUUGGUGCUUUUGCAGGUUUGACAACUGCACAACUCUCUGGAUUACUGAGUCAACCGAGACUAUAUUUUUCAUUGAGCAGAGACGGAUUGCUUCCAAAGUGGUUCUCUUACAUUCACCCAAGAUUCAAGACUCCAUUCUACUCGACCAUCUUCACCGGUGUUUGUGCAGCUGUUAUUGCAUUGUUUGUUGAAAUCGAUGUUCUCGCCGACAUGGUUUCUAUCGGUACACUGCUGUCUUUCACUUUGGUCUCUACUUGUGUCUUGAUUAUGCGUUAUCCCGUUAUAACAGACAAGUCUCAGUCUACCUCGAAAUGGAUAGUUCGUGACUUCCCACUGUUCCUCCAACGCCCAAUGUACCUGUGCAUCAUGAUUGCCGUUCUCUCUGGAAUUUGCACAGCCGGAUACUCACACGAUCUCCACUAUUCGGUGAUCAUCGUUUUCGGAGUGCUCGCACUCAUUCCCAGUGCCAUUGUUUUCUUCUUGGUGCCAGACAAUAUUCCACCUGGAUUCAAAUGUCCAUGGGUUCCAUUCCUCCCGAUUCUCUCGAUCUGGGUCAACAUGUACCUGAUGGUGUCACUCAGCUGGGAGACCUGGGUUCGUCUCGUUGUUUGGCUGGUCAUCGGAUUGCUUAUCUACGUGUUCUACGGCCAGAAACAUUCGCGUGUCGGGCGCGAAGCAGAGAUGAUCGAUAUUGACGACAAGUACGACGAAGAACUCACUCACUACGACACAGAGAAACCAGAGAAAGAUGAUAUCAAUCUCAAUGUAAAUACAAACAACUCAACAGUAGUAGCCAACUCGGUGUCACACGACAUUCCACUUGACACCUCGACAGACACCACCAACACAACAUCCGGAACAACCAACAGCGAUAGCAAAUCAUCAUCAUCAUCAACAUCAUCAUCUUACUUAUCAUCACCAAGAACAACCGUCAUCGACACAACAAACAACGAAGAGGUAUUACCAAGACCAAGCUCAACACUUACCAACACCAACGCUGAUUUCAAUCAUCAAGAUGAUCAAAAACAAUCGAUCAUCGAUCAUUAUAAUAAUUCAGAUUAA
Heterostelium album PN500 is the source of this 2040-nucleotide messenger RNA. RefSeq names its product putative cationic amino acid transporter (gene ctrB). NCBI's taxonomy places the organism in Eukaryota, Evosea, Eumycetozoa, Acytosteliales, Acytosteliaceae. The record is from RefSeq and is a predicted model, not a curated record. Bases 1 to 2040 code for a protein of 679 amino acids. Gene Ontology annotation, cellular component: plasma membrane. The transcript is spliced from 2 exons. Gene Ontology annotation, molecular function: amino acid transmembrane transporter activity. Gene Ontology annotation, biological process: amino acid transport; transmembrane transport.